AUGGAUUCGAGCUCAGCGAUCAAGCCUCUUCCCGACCUCCGCACCCAUACAGACGACUGGACUGGUGUGACUUUGAGGCACAAGAGAAAGCGGAGACAGAAUAGGCUCAAUCAAAGAGCAUGGCGUCGGAGAAAGGCUACUCAGGAUACAUCGGAUGAACGGACUGCUACAGCAGCAUCUACUCGCACUUCUCACGAUGAUUCGGUGGUGUUGAGAGACACUUGCUCUUCAAUCUUUUCCGGAGUACUGACAAUUGGCGGCGGUAUCUUACUAAUACCCGAUAAAUGCGAGGCGGAGAGACUUCGAAACUUGAUACAGCAGUCUCUCGAGGACUAUUCACUACAAACUCUGCGCCCAUCCAACUUACACAUCAUUAUCCGCCUAAAUGUUCUGAACGCCAUAGCCGAUAACGCCACUAUAAUCGGGUUUCCGAAAGAAAGUCUAUGCCGCGACGAGUUCAUAUCGCCCUUCUGCCAGAUCGGCCCAAUCCGAAUACCCUCCUCCAGCUGUCCCACGAGCCUUCGACCAACGUCGCUGCAGCGGUCGACUGCACAUCAUCCCUGGAUAGACCUGUUCCCUUUCCCAAAGUUCCGCGACAAUGUCAUUUGUGGUGUGCAAAAAGGAUUGCUCGAUGAUGAUGAGCUGUGCGGUGACUGUUAG
Messenger RNA from Fusarium proliferatum ET1, 660 nucleotides. RefSeq lists its product as uncharacterized. The record is from RefSeq and is a predicted model, not a curated record. Lineage: Eukaryota; Fungi; Ascomycota; Sordariomycetes; Hypocreales; Nectriaceae. The coding region runs from base 1 to 660 and encodes 219 amino acids. The transcript is spliced from 2 exons.